AUGGGUGGGGUUACACAAAAAAUGACGGAUACUGUUAAGAGUGUACCUAUCUUAAGUUCACCAGGUAUACAAGCUGUUGUUGUACUUCGUGAUCCAAAUAAUGGACAAGUCUGUGGUCAAGUUGAUUUUCUUCAAGCAGAUGAUGGCAUAGUAACUGUCAGUGGUGAAAUUAAGAAUAUACCCGAUAAACAAAAACGUGGUUUUCAUAUACAUGAAUUUGGUGAUACAACUAAUGGAUGUACAUCAGCUGGUGCUCAUUAUAAUCCAGAUAAUAAUGAUCAUGCUGGUCCUCAAGAUGUACUUCGUCAUAUUGGCGAUCUUGGAAAUAUUAUUGGUGGUUCGGGUAAUGUUGCAAAAUUUAAUUUUAAAGAUUCUGUUAUAAAAUUAACUGGACCACAUUCAAUUGUUGGACGUUCAGUAGUCGUUCAUGAAAAAGAAGAUGAUUUAGGUCAAGGUGGAAAUGCAGAAUCGAAAAAAACAGGCAAUGCUGGCGGUCGUAUGGCAUGUGGUGUAAUUGGAAUAAAAAAGAAUUAA
This is a messenger RNA of Adineta steineri, 534 nucleotides long. The record is from the annotation of a GenBank genome assembly. Lineage: Eukaryota; Metazoa; Rotifera; Eurotatoria; Adinetida; Adinetidae.